This is a messenger RNA of Asparagus officinalis (garden asparagus), 1569 nucleotides long. Its product is annotated as calcium uptake protein, mitochondrial-like. Gene Ontology annotation, cellular component: uniplex complex. The record is from RefSeq and is a predicted model, not a curated record. Gene Ontology annotation, biological process: mitochondrial calcium ion homeostasis; calcium import into the mitochondrion. NCBI's taxonomy places the organism in Eukaryota, Viridiplantae, Streptophyta, Magnoliopsida, Asparagales, Asparagaceae. The transcript is spliced from 9 exons. The annotation marks the transcript as partial. Gene Ontology annotation, molecular function: calcium ion binding.
UCGCCGACGGGGACGCCGACGACGGUCUGGAUCAGCAAAGGAAAGAAGCCUAGAUUUAUUCUCGGAGAGUCAUUUCGAAGGCGAGUGUUCUUUAACUAUGAGAAAAGAUUGAGGCUGCGAAGUCAGCCCGAGAAGAUUUUUGAGUACUUUUCAUCUUUUCGUGGUCCUGAGGGAGAGGUAUUCAUGUCAGCAGCAGAUUUGAUGAGAGCAGUUGUUCCUGUAUUUCCUCCAUCAGAAUCACAUAUCAUUAGAGAAGGACAUCUUAGAGGAGAGCGCUUUGUUGGUGAACUGCAUUGUGAUCCGUCACCGUUGUUUAUGCUUUUUGAUACUAACAGUGAUGGACUGAUAUCCUUUCCGGAGUAUAUCUUCUUUGUCACGUUGCUCAGCAUUCCUGAAUCAAGCUUCAGUGUGGCGUUUAAAAUUUUUGAUCUUGACAAUAGUGGAGAGAUCGAGAAAGAGGAGUUUAAGAAAGUGAUGACUUUGAUGCGAUCUUCUAACCGGCAGGGGGCUUGUCAUAGCAAUGGAUUACGCAUAGGCCUGAAAGUUCACAGCUCUGUUGAGAAUGCGGGCCUAGUGGACUUCUUUUUUGGUGAGGAUGGAAAUGAAAGGCUCCAGCAUGACAAGUUUGUCAAGUUUUUGAGGGAUUUGCAUGAUGAGAUUCUGCGCUUGGAGUUUGACCAUUACGACUAUAAGCAAAGAAAAUCAAUUUCUUCAAAGGACUUUGCCCUGUCAAUGGUUGCUUCUGCUGACAUGAAUCAUAUAAAUAAGUUUCUCGAUCGUGUAGACGAAGUGGAUAGUGACUCUUAUCUUAGAGAUGUACGCAUUACCUUUGAGGAAUUCAAGGCUUUUGCGGACCUACGCAAGCAAUUGCACCCAUUGUCUCUGGCAAUCUUCAGUUAUGGGAAAGUAAAUGGUUUAUUGACAAAGGAAGACUUCAAAAGAGCCGCAUCUCAGGUCUGUGGUGUUCCUUUGACCGACAACGUGGUCGAUGUAAUUUUCCACGUCUUUGAUACGAACCGUGAUGGGAAUUUGAGCUCGGAGGAGUUUCUGAGGGCUAUGCAGAAAAGGGAAGAUGAUAUCCGCCAUCCCACGGUCCCAGGUUUACUCGGCCGCCUGGCUUGUUGUUUGAACCGUUCGGAUUCUUGUUCUCCAACGCAAGCGGUCACAAACUAGAAAUCAGCGGAAGCGACCUAAAACUUUGGCUCUGUCAAGUUUUCGGUCUCCAGAACACAAGGGUCCAGAAGUGGACUUGUGAGAAGUAGAAUCUCUUGUAUGACAUUACGGAGGGAUGUACAAAGGAGUUUGGUCUUCUCUAAAGAGGGAAUGAUGAAAAUGUUACCUGUUGUAUAGCCAGCAAGAGCACGUCCUUUGGGGAAACUGCGAGUUUGUGUAUGUUAUUUUGCGUGUACAUAAUUUAAGGUAGUGAGCUACGUACGCGGGUUGCUUGUAAAUAGUAGCUGUGAAGGCAUUCAUGUAUUUGCGAGUAAUAACGCCGGUCUCGGCUCCGACGAUGGCCUCUCUUGUUGUACAAUUCCAGAAACUUUUACUGGAUGCGUGGCUGUUGAUUUC